Messenger RNA from Penicillium canariense, 267 nucleotides. RefSeq lists its product as uncharacterized. Bases 1 to 267 code for a protein of 88 amino acids. The record is from RefSeq and is a predicted model, not a curated record. Lineage: Eukaryota; Fungi; Ascomycota; Eurotiomycetes; Eurotiales; Aspergillaceae. The transcript has a single exon.
AUGUUCAUGCUUCUUUGUAACCAUGUGGUCAAUUCGCUACUGCCACUCGACUCUCUGAUCAUCGGGAGUCGCAACUUGGAACGUGGCAACAAGGUAAAACUCAAGCUCGAGAAAUACACCAAUCGCCCCGACAUGAUUCAAAUCCAGGAGCUCGAGAUGAAUAGCUUCCAAAGCGUGAAAAGCUUCGCUAACCGCGCCAAUACUCAGCUCAAGCGGCUUGAUAUCGCGCUGCUUGCUGCUGGAUUGUGGAAUCGCGAGUUCGCGUAG